CAUGAUUGAUCCAAGCUGACGACUAUUCUAAUUUCACAACAUUUGUCACUUGUGUUUAAAAUUUCUUUCUUUCUUUCUUUCUUUUUAUUAAAAGAAGCAGAGCCCUCGUGUAGUUGAAUUGUAUAGAUUGCAACAGUAAAUAACUCAAAUCCCCGAUAGAACUCUUUUAUUUCUUUUCCCCCCCUUUAUUAUUAUUAUUAUUAUUUCCCCUAUGUAUAGUCGAACUUCUCCUUAUACCACCGGUAGACCACUGAUUAAUCCACCUACUUAUAUUGAAUACCAUGGAUUACGCUUCUUGAUUGUUGAUGCACCCAGUUCCAACAAUUUACCACUGUAUUUACAGGAAUUCGAACGUUGGAACGUAACAGAUGUAGUCCGGUGUUGUGAAGCAACCUAUCCUAAAGAGCCACUCAACGAGAAAAAUAUUCAGGUACAUGAUUUUGUAUUUGUAGAUGGUGAAGCGCCACCUGCUCCCAUUGUAGAUGCUUGGUUGCACCUCAUCGAGGCACGCUUCAACCUUAAUAAUAAUAACGAUGAUGAUGGUGAUGAUGAUGCAGAAAAGACACAAAAUGGUGAGAAAUUACCAUGUAUUGCCACCCACUGUGUUGCUGGCCUUGGAAGAGCGCCCGUGUUGGUUGCGAUUGCCUUGAUUGAGGAGGGCAUGCCGCCUUUAGAUGCGGUGUCUUUUAUCCGUGAACGUCGUCGUGGAGCCAUUAAUAAGAAACAAUUGAGAUAUAUCGAAACAUAUAAACCACGAUCGAAAAAUAAAUGUAUUAUCUGUUAG
Molecule: messenger RNA, 784 nt
Organism: Mucor mucedo
Lineage: Eukaryota; Fungi; Mucoromycota; Mucoromycetes; Mucorales; Mucoraceae
Product: protein-tyrosine phosphatase-like protein
Exons: 4
Coding region: 212-784 (190 amino acids)
Biological process (GO): dephosphorylation
Cellular component (GO): nucleus
Molecular function (GO): phosphatase activity
Source: RefSeq, a predicted model, not a curated record